CACGCCGGAUGUUGGGAUGCCAACUUACAGGCGGCGGCGGCGGCGCGCGUGUUGCGUUACUCGAAUACGAACGACUCGAGGUGGCCAACGUGGACUUGCCGCUGUUGUCACGCUAAAGCAGAAAUAGCGAGCUCCGAGGGGAGUCCUUGCGUUCGCUUAAACAGUGCGUCAAUUCGCCGCGGGGACCAUGGUUCUUCUGGAGAACGACGUGUUUCUGAACGAGCUCACCAGGCUGUUCCAAAAGUGCCGGACGUCUGGCAGUGUCUACAUGACCAUGAAGAAAUGUGAGUGGCUUUGUGAUCUCCUUUGAAGUCCAAAAUCAACGUGGCAAUGGAGUUUGGGGCGCUGUCGGCCACCUUUGUUGGGAUUUCACUCGGGUUGACAGCAUUUGCACGUCAGCCACACUUUGCAUCACGAGUCCCAGUACUGGCAACUGAUGACGGCAGGACCAAGCCCAUUCCCAAAAAGGGCACAGUCGAUUCUGUACAAGAACCGGCAGAAAACAAGUGUCUCCUUCGAGCAUCGGAUGGAAAGAAGAAAAUCAGCACAGUGAUAAGCUCAAAAGAAGUCAACAAAUUCCAAAUGGCAUACUCCAGUCUUCUCCGUGCCAACAUGGAUGGACUCAAGAAGAAAGACAAAAAGAACAAAACCAAAAAGACGAAGGCAACUUAGUUAUAUAAGUUUACAAACUCGACUGUAUCCAAACACUUAUUUGCUUGUUUUCAAAUCGGUUAAAGCUUUUGUUGGUGUCAAUACAGUUUGAAGCUGUUUUAUGCUCAACUUAACGUUUUCCAUUAAUCCCAUGCAUUGUAUACAUACAAACCUUUUGUUGGCAAACUUUUCCAUCUUACCUCUGCUCUAUACUUUCAUUUUAAAGUAGAGGUCUGAAUUGGAAAUGUGCCCCCCUCUGAUGCAUCCAUUGUAUUAAUUUUGCGUAUACUAUUAAUUUAACAUUUUAAAAGCAAUUUUAAGUUUAAAAUUCUGUCUGGUUGUAUAAAGUAAUUAUCACAUGUACUGUCAUUUGUAUUUGUUUUCCUUGCCCCAUGUUCACAAAUACAUUAUAAUCAAAAGUAGUACUUCGUGAAUUGUGUUUUUAUUCAUGGUGCUCAAAAUUACACCUGAUAUUGCCAAGAGGCUAUUUAUAGAACCCAGAACUUUUGACACCAAUCUUCAAUUAUUUGCACCCACUCAUCGCAGAUAAGCACUCGAGUAAUGUAUUAAAGAGUAAAAUAAGGUCAACUUAUAAAGGCUAUUGCGGGAAGGCAACAUUUUGGGGUUGUGUUUUGAGAGCCUGGUAAACUUGUGCAUUUGUUGUAUUUUGGAGACGAGAUGCAAAAGGGAGAGUUUCUGGACAACAUGGACGUGGCUUGGUUCACACAAAGUGUAGCUGUAUUACAAAACACGGUAUUGGAAGAGGAUCGAGAUGAAAAACGUUUUCUUUCAUUUGGGGAUGAAUGGAAACAAGAUUAAUGAAUCAACUAGAUUAACAUCACAAAUACGACCUUCGGUAGCUGUAACUUAUUUCAGUAUGAAGACCCUAUGCAAGGAUGAAUUUCAUUGAACCGACGUCAAAGUACAUUCCUUGCGCUAAAUGUCAUCACAUGUUUACAGACCAGUACUACUUGAAUAAAAUUGUCAGAAGCUGUUCUAAACAUGUCUUUCAGUUGUUGUAUCAGCAUUGUCCCAAUAACAGAAAAGGGGAAUCAAUAUUUGCUGACAAAAAAUCAAACCGGAAGGUGGAUGUUUUAAUUCCUCUUUGUUAUCUGGCAAAACCAUGCUGCUCCUGGAAUGAGGAUAUCCACGCCCUCUGGUGGUUACAAAUUCAAGUUCCAACAACACGGCCCUCUGCAGUAUAGUAUCGUCUUUUAUAUGUGUUAAUAUAUUCGUAUUGGUCUUAUAUCAAUAACUUUCACAACCCUGUUUUGCCCCUUAUUUGUGACGGGUAUUCAGUGACAUUUGAAGGGUUUUCUUGUGUGCCAAAAUUACCUUAUAAUGGGCUUGAGCAUGAUCACAAUUCGAUUUAACGUUGAAAGACAGGCUGGGAGACCCAGAUAAUUUCAUGUUCUCUACAUGGCAGGGUAAUUGCAGCAAUUAGCUAUUGCUUGGUUAUAUGCCUUGUAUAAGCGAAUGUCUAAAAGAACAAAUGAUAAAUGUUUUCAAGGGGAUUGUUUUCUAUUUUAAGAGCAAGCUCUGUGCUUCAAGUACUUCAGGCGGUCAUGACUGCAUUUACGUAUAGCUUGUGUUAGAGGGUUUGGAAUCAUUUUUGUUGUCUGAGCUGUGGGACGUUGAAAGUAGAGAACACUAGCAGCCAAAUGUGCCUGGUCAUGUAGCAUAUUACAUAUUUACUACUUUCAUUUUAGCAGGUAAGGCCCACUGAACUGUUAAAGCUCUUUUUCAAAAGUGACCUGGCCACACAUGAUAGCUCAACGAAGUGACAUAUGGAAAUUUAUACUCUAAACGCACGUUUAGAAUGUCUCUGCAGGUCUCGAAUAUUACUGUUUGACGUAUUUGCUCCAACCGUGAUCUCACUGGGUUAAAAAAGGUUUAAUAAAAUGAACAAAAUUGUCGUCUUUUGUCUCGUGCCUCUCACUCUGUGCCAAGGUGAGACAACGGAGGUAAAUGUGUUUUCAUUAGAAUAAAAUGUGUAAGACCUUGAGUCGCUUUCCCUGAAAGUAUGCAUCUGUUCAAACAAAGCAGCUUGAGAUUUCACUUGAAUGAAAUAUUGUAAUAUUGCAACAGCCUCAAUGAUAAGGACACCGUUAUUAAUGCAUUGGUAUUGGUUGUUAUCGCUGUAUACAAUCCCAGUCUUACUCGAAAAGCCCGUUUAUGAAUUUUGUCUAGAUAUUAUGUUAAUCGCUAUAGCUUAUUGAACUUGUUAUUGCUUAAGUGAGGUUAAACUCAUUAAAUAUAUCCUUUAUAGUCUUGACACUGUGAUAAGGCAUGACAAGUUAAUAUGCGUGCCUCUGGCAGACACUUAAAAUCAUAUUGUGUCGUACAGAAAUUGGUACUUCCAUAAGUGGCAGUGUGCACCCAUUCAAAGGUUAAUGCGUGACAAGGUUGGAAUACAGCGCUGCAAUGGAAAAAUGUAAGUCUGCAUUGCAAACUGCCAUGCUACAACUUUCAAUCUUUAUACAAAACACAUUUAAAAAUUUGAUUUUAUAAAUUUCAAUUACAAGUGA
Molecule: messenger RNA, 3179 nt
Organism: Petromyzon marinus (sea lamprey)
Lineage: Eukaryota; Metazoa; Chordata; Hyperoartia; Petromyzontiformes; Petromyzontidae
Gene: SRP14
Product: signal recognition particle 14
Biological process (GO): SRP-dependent cotranslational protein targeting to membrane
Cellular component (GO): signal recognition particle, endoplasmic reticulum targeting
Molecular function (GO): endoplasmic reticulum signal sequence receptor activity; 7S RNA binding
Source: RefSeq, a predicted model, not a curated record